UUUUAAACUUUAAAAUGAUUCUCAUUGCUAAGUCAGAAAUUUUAAAAUAAUCCUUUAAGCAUUCGGGAAUUUAAUUUUAACUUUAAGAUCAUUUAGAACGAACCUUUAGGUAGCACUGAGACGCCAUAUUCCCUUAGUUUGUUAACGUUGUUUGUGAUAACGGGUUUAUUGUUUUCUUGACAGAAACUUAUAUGUCGGAAACUUUCUUCCCAACUUUUGUUCUAUAUAGGGUUUUAUUUAGUGUUAUUUCAUAGUUGAGCUUUUUUUUUUUCUCGAUUAUUUCAUAUCAAGAACUAAUAUUGAUAUAGUUCCAUUAUAAUGGCUCAAAACAUUAAUCCUUAUUUCACACAGAGUUCAACCCCAGUUAAAACGAAUGAGGGUUCACAGAACAAGUCACAAGACAACCAUGCUGUUACCAAAAGAUUGCAGAAAGAAUUGAUGGUUCUUAUGAUGUCAGGUGAAAAGGGUGUAUCAGCAUUUCCUGAAGGAGAGAAUCUAUUUAAAUGGGUGGCAACCAUCAAUGGACCUGCUGGAACGGUUUAUGAAGGUCAUGUAUUUAGGCUGUCUGUUGAGUUCCCUCAUUCUUACCCAUAUUCGCCUCCAUUGGUAAGGUUCACCUCUAAGUGCUUCCAUCCUAAUGUGGACCUCCAAGGUAAUAUCUGCUUGGACAUCUUAAAGGAGAAAUGGUCUGCCCUCUAUGACAUAUCAACCAUCCUUAUUUCAAUACAAUCACUUUUAGGUGAACCCAACAAUGAUUCUCCUCUGAACAGCCAAGCUGCUGAGAUGUGGUCGAACCAAGAAGUCUUCAGGAAGUAUUUACGAGCGAACCAUUCUAAUGAAAAUUCUAAGAAUUAGCCUAUCUAACCUUUUAUCUUUUUUUAAGGUGUUUUUAUAUUUAUAGAAUAUGAAUAUACUUUAUAUUUAUAGUAUAUGAUUUUAUAUUAUAUGUGUGUGUAUAUAU
This is a messenger RNA of Nezara viridula (southern green stink bug), 961 nucleotides long. The record is from the annotation of a GenBank genome assembly. Lineage: Eukaryota; Metazoa; Arthropoda; Insecta; Hemiptera; Pentatomidae.